This is a messenger RNA of Phytophthora nicotianae INRA-310, 492 nucleotides long. RefSeq lists its product as hypothetical. The transcript has 6 exons. The record is from RefSeq and is a predicted model, not a curated record. The coding region runs from base 1 to 492 and encodes 163 amino acids. Gene Ontology annotation, biological process: peptidyl-lysine trimethylation; rRNA modification; positive regulation of proton-transporting ATP synthase activity, rotational mechanism. NCBI's taxonomy places the organism in Eukaryota, Oomycota, Peronosporomycetes, Peronosporales, Peronosporaceae. Gene Ontology annotation, molecular function: protein-lysine N-methyltransferase activity; rRNA (adenine-N6,N6-)-dimethyltransferase activity. Gene Ontology annotation, cellular component: mitochondrion.
AUGGCGACAGUGACGCUUGGCCGAAAGCUCGCGCCAUUCACGCCCAGCGGUGACGGAGUGCUGGACCAUGCGCUCGAUCUACUGGCGCUCUCAAGCGACGACGUGCUGUUCGACUUGGGCUGCGGUGACGCACGGAUACUGGUGCACGCCGCCGAGAAGACUGGCGCCAGAUGUGUCGGCGUGGAGUACGAUGAAGACCUGGUGAAGCGAGCGCGGACACGCGUUGAGGAGCAUGGAGUGGAGGCGCUGGUGGAAAUUCGGCAUGGUGACGCGUUGGAGGUGGAUCUAACGUUGGCAACGGCCUUGUUCCUGUAUCUCGUGCCACAAGGAAUUAAGAUGCUCCUCCCGAAGCUAGAAGAAGCACGACGACUGCAGGUGCGCAUAGUGACAUACGUGUUCUCGAUACCAGGCUGGAAACCGGACGACCAGCGCACCUACAAAGGCACUAAAGUAUACCUGUAUAAUUCAUCGGCGCCAGCCCCUGAACAGUGA